Messenger RNA from Dreissena polymorpha, 8510 nucleotides. Its product is annotated as tudor domain-containing 6-like. Gene Ontology annotation, molecular function: zinc ion binding; RNA binding. NCBI's taxonomy places the organism in Eukaryota, Metazoa, Mollusca, Bivalvia, Myida, Dreissenidae. The record is from RefSeq and is a predicted model, not a curated record. The transcript is spliced from 29 exons. The coding region runs from base 84 to 7130 and encodes 2348 amino acids.
GGCUACGAGUUGACUGAACACCCCUAUUUCACUUCCGGUCAACUGAAAGCAUGUUUGCUGAAAUCUAGAGACUAUUUGCCACAAUGGACAACUGGAAUCCCAUGAAAGAAACUUAUGAAGAUAAGCGCUUCAACAGCUACGACUCAGGUGUUGGCAAGCAAAUACAACAAAGAGAACGGGGUGGGGCUGAAGGUAUCACACUGUUUGUUGGAUCUUUGCCUGCUGAAAUUACCAAUGAUGGACUGAGGAACUUGUUCUUGAAAGCUGGAAAUGUGUUGAAGGCAAGUGUCAUCACAGGGAAAGGGAAUGGGCCAGAUAACUUUGGGUUUGUCACCAUGGAGCGCUCGGUCGAAGCGGAGGCGGCCAUCAGAGAGUUCAACCGGUUUGAGAUCGGGCAGAACAAACUUGUAGUGAAAGUGGCAAGGUCACAGGAAGAAAAAGAACAGCAUAAACAGAAGAAGUCAUAUAUGUCGUCUGUUGAGGACUUUGAAGAUUUUCCAUCUUCGGAUGUUGACAUGAGACAAGUGAAAAGCACAUCAUCAGCCAACAAAGAGAACCAACCCAGCUCUAAGAUUGGAAAAGGACGUGGGGCAGUUCUUAGCCAGAUUGUCACAGGGAGUGGUGAUGCCACGUUUCCUGCAAUGAAUGGUCAGUGUUCCCCGCGACCUUUUACUGACCUCACUGUCCGUGUGGACCAGCAUGGCCAGGACCAGAGGCAGGUCCAACACAGAGGAAGUGGAAGUGUUCAUGGUUCUGGUGUGACCCAGAUAGCUUCUCAUGCCUCGCCAGCUUCUGUGGGUCGCGGCAGAGCAGCGCCGGGGAGUUACCAGCAAGCAUCUGUGAAUUCUGCGCCUGCACCUGGUGCUUACCCAUCCGAUCCCUCCAACAGAGGUCGCGGGGCUCCCAGAGGUCGAGGUAGAGGUCGCGGGAGAGAAGGCCCACCCAGGGGACGGGGUCGAGGGCGUGGCUACUGGAAUGGCCAUGGUUACUAUGACAACAACGACUACAGCAGUGGUUACUAUGGCAGUGACAGUUACCAUGACGACUGGCAUUCAGGCGGACACAGGGGAAGGGGAUAUUACGGGAAUCAGGGCAGAGGGAGGGGAUAUCCUUCAGAGGGGGGCUAUGUGGAGGAAUUUUAUGGUAGCUACCCACAUCAUCCAGGUCCGAGAAUGGUUGGAAGGGGUAUGCAGUUUCCGGCUUAUGUUCAUGCAGCUCCUGCAUACUAUGUUGACCCCAGCUACAUGCCUGUACUAGCUGCUCCAAGUUCACACCUGUUGCAACCAGCCUAUGCUAUGAACCCCGCCCUCAACCCUGGUCUUGUCACCCCUAGCAUUCAGUCUGCCAGUCUACUUGCUCAGAAGGAAAUUCCAAUACCCCAGCAAGAGUGCUCUGUGUGUAACAAACUGGGCUCGUACCGCUGUAGCCGCUGCAAGACCCCGUACUGUAGUCGGGAAUGCCAGCAGCUCGACUGGACGGCCAACAACCACAAGGGGAAAUGCGGCAGUGUGCAGAAAGAAAAUGAAGAAAAAGCCAUGGAUGCAUUUGAUGUCAGUUUUGGGGAUGAGCUAAUUCCACAAGUGAAAUCUCUCAUUGAGAAAGCCACUGGAGACAAGAUUGAAAUCACUCGCAAAUCCUCAAAGGACAUCAGCAACACACGUCUCAACGAAAUGAGCCCGAAAUCUGCGAAACAUGACCUCGCUGUCAGUAAGAAGCCUGAACGGUCACCUAGUAGUGGACAGCCAAGCCCAAGAGUGGACAAUGAACAGUCCAGAGUGAAGGACACUUAUUCUGAGUCAGCUCAAGUGAAGGACAAAGUUUCUGACUCAUCUUUAGUAAAGGCGAACGUUUCUUACUUGCCGGUAACGAAGGAAAGUAGAACAAACGAUGGUGAUCGAAGACAACAGAUCUCCGUAAGAAAUCAGAUUAGUUCGGAAAACUCUGGCCCCCUCCGGUCUGCCAGUCCAAAAAGACGAGACAAUACUGGGAGUGGUAAACAGCAGAGACCACCUGAAAAAGGCACUUCUCGAUAUGGGGAUGGUGGACAUCUGAAGAAUGAGUAUCGUAGCGGUCAGCCAAUAGAUCAAGGAUGUUUUAACUGUGGUGACACUUCACAUAGAAAGUCUGAUUGCCCAAAACCGCAUGGAUCAAGAUGGGGUAACUCUGGUUGUAAUAUAUGUGGAGACACCAGUCAUAAAAGAGUUCAAUGUCCAAAUAAGAACAACCAAAAAGAAAACCGAGAACCGCCAGCGAAAUCUUCAGACAUUUCCCAAACUGUUUCCAAGGAGACAAAAAUAGGUCAAACGUCUACUACAUCACCACCAGGGAUUGCAUCAUCAUCGUCAGUGAGCAAACGAGGGUCCCCACCUCCUAAGAAGCAUCUCUCAAUGUUGUCUCUGCCCUUGAAUGAACCUGUUAAGGUGGUAAUAACAGAAUUUGAGAAUCCUGUCAGUAUUUGGGUGCAGCUCGUUUCUGAUCAAACUCUGGAGGACAUGUCCACAUUGAUCCAGGGGCUCACUAAGCAGUACACGGACAGCAUAUGUGACGUCAACUCAGUCAUGGUGGGAGAGAUGUACGCAGGCAAGUUCAGUCAGGACAUGCAGUGGUAUCGGGUACAGGUCCAGAAAGUGCAUGGGGACCAGGUCAGUGUUCACUUUGUGGAUUUCGGUAACAGCGAGAUCACCAGUACAAGUCAACUGAGGCAACUGUCUGCGGACUUAUUGCAAUUUGCAGCCCAGGCCAUCCACUGCUCUCUACAAGGUAUCGGGGCCCCAGAUGGUAGCUGGAAGGGACCCUCCAGUCUGUAUCAGACCCUGGUACCCAUCAACCGGGAGUACACGGCCGUAUGCAGCUCGAUCACGGACACCAAGCUUCACAGCGUUGUCAUGACGACUGCAGAGGGGGCCGAUGUUUCCAGGAUCUUAAUGACCGAGGGAUUGGCUGUGAUGAUUGGCAGUAGUGAUGGGGAUGGAGAGUGUCUGAUGACAAGAGACCUUCCACUUCUCAAGGACACUUUGAAGGUGAAUGAAGAGCAAUUGUUCAUGGUAACGCUCUCUGAAGACUCAUCUCCUUUGAAGUUCGCCUGCCAGGUUGUCACUGAUGACCUUAGCCUGUACAACACCAAACUUCAGCAGAUCUACCAUAACUCCAAUUGCAAGGAGUACAGGCCCAAACAAAUUGGUGAACUAGUGAUGGCACGUUUCCCUGGCGAGGAAGGUGAUGACGGAUGGUACAGGGCAGAUGUUCUACAACUAAACCAUGACGGCUGCAAAGUACUCUAUCUCGACUACCUUAACUCCAGCAGCGUGAAAUUUAGCAUGAUCCGACAGGCCGUGAAAUUCUGUCUAGAUAUGCCUGCAUUGGGGAUAUGGUGCCGACUUCAUAGCGUUGCUGGGGCUGUUACCGAGGAAGCUAAUGCCUUCUUUCUGGAGCUUGCGACUCGUCCGUUGACGGGGAAAGUGGUUUCUGUGGAGAGGGACGCAGUUUUGUUGGAUAUGUUUACGUUGGACAAGGGAGAAUGGGUGAACCAGCUCGUGAAUUCUCUGAUUACGAAGUCAAAAAGUCAGAGGUCACCCAGGAGCUUGAAGGCAACUGAUAAGGCCGAUGAACCGAAGAAGGGUGGGGCUGUUUCUGUGAAAGGGGCAGUAAAGAGUGUCAUUAAAUCCCAACAAUUGGUGCCGAGUGAUGAGCUUGUAUCAAUGCUGGUCACACAUAUCAGUGCUUUGGACGCGAUUUACCUUCAGCUACAGGGCGAGACAUUGGAAGCCUUUGCUCAAGUGCUCUUGGAGUUAAAUCAGACUAGUGAGAGUGAAAGUGUUUACCUGCCUAAAGUAUCUGAAAACAUUGCUGCAAAGUUUGAUGACGGGACCUGGUAUCGAGGAUUCGUUGAAAAAAAGCUCGACACCAAGAAGUUUGCGGUGCGUUUUGUUGAUUAUGGUAAUACUGGGAUUGUAGAUGUGAGUAAUAUAAGGAACCUGAAAGCAGAACAUUGUGAUUUACAAGAGCUCGCAGUUCGUUGUCAACUAUUGGGAUCAGAGGGUUCUAACGACCACGAGGUUCUGUCUGAGCUGCAAGAGCUCAUGGUGGACAAACCGGUGAUGGUGAAAUUUGUGAGUUUCACUAAUGGGAUAUACAGCAUACUGAUGUAUCUGCCAGAUGGAGUUACUUGUGUUAACACCAUAAUGAACUUCUUACCAUCCGUAGAAGAAAUAACUAUAGAGACUAACCGCCCUGAAACAGAGUCUGAAAUUGUAACAAACGUUCAUGUUGCUGAAGUUUCAAUAAAAACAAGGGCAGAAAUCUCCACUAAAAUCGGCGCUGAUGCAUUGUCCGUUAGACAAGAUAGAGGGAAGAAAACAUCUGAAGCUGUUCUGCUGUUGAAGGAAUCUGAACUCCCCCUGGAUGGAAGCAGAAAUAAAAUACAGGUGACGCACAUUGAGGCUUUAGAUAAAAUCUACGUUCAAAAGCUGGAUCAGAUUAUGGAAGAAUUUGCUCACAUGCAGAGCCAGUUGAAUCAGGCUUGUGAAUGUGGAAGCGUUUACGAACCUCAGGAACUUGAGUUUGUAGCUGCAAAAUUUGAAGAUGGUUCAUGGUAUCGAGGUUUGGUGGAGAAAAAAGUUGACGAAAAGAAAUUUAGCGUGCAUUUUGUGGACUAUGGUAACACUGGUGUAGUGGAGGUAGGAAAUUUACGCAAAUUAAGAUCAAAUUUUACGGUGCUCCCUGUGAUGGCAGUUCAGUGCCAGUUGAAAGGAUCAGAGGGUUUGAUGGAUGCAGAAAUGUUAUCUGCGAUGCAAUCCACUAUGGUGUUCCAACCGUACUUAGCUAAAGCGUUGAAGAAGGUAGGCAGGAUUUACAGCAUCCUUUUGUAUGGCAUGGAUGGUGAAACAUGUGUAAAUGAAGACUUUGGUUUUGCUCAACAGACUACUGCAGUUUCUGAGAAAAGUGAGUCAGAAAAUGAAAGGAUUCCUAAGUCUGGGCUAUCAAUCAGGGAUAUAUCUGGUAUUUCCGAUCAUUUGUUCCCUUCUGAUGGAACUGUCAUUAAAGCUUCAGUGGUUCAUAUCGAUAACCUUGCGAGCUUUUUUGUUCAAAUUGCAGACGAAGCGACUGAGAAAGAACUGUUGUAUAUUACAAAAGAACUCAACGAAUCUUGUCACAAGAAUGAAGAGGUAUAUAAAGGAAAGGUGGGCGACAUUGUGGCUGCCAUGUACACCUGUGAAGGGGUUACACUCUGGUAUCGCGCUACGAUUGAAGAUUCCAGGAACGAUGCAAAGGGCAUUCAAUAUCGUGUCAAUUUUAUGGAUUACGGGAACGAAGAUUGGGUUCAAGUGAGUGACAUCCGAGAAUUAAGAGAAGAGUUUAGAAAAGUACCGAAAAUUGCUGUGAGGUGUAAACUGGCCAGAUCCACAGGUCUGGAAGACGAGGCUAAAGUCGCUGAUUUCCAGUCAGUAAAGAAUAGCAUAUUUGAAGUCCAGGUGCUUGAAAAGCAGACUGAUCGCUAUCUUGUAGACCUUAUUCUGAUUGAUCAGAUCGGCACAAAGUAUUCGGUGAGUAAACUGAUGUUCGGAGAAUCAGAGGUGCGGAGUUUAGAUGUAGAUGGUGGUGAAACAACCGUAGUAAGAUCUGAACCUGUUUCACAGUCCACUAUUAAGACACCUGAAAAAGGUGCCAUUCCAAAAAAUAAUAUUAGCCCUGUCACAAAAGCGGACUCGAAAAUGGCAAGUAUGGCUACAAAUCGUUCACCAAGGCUACACAUCUCUCUCCCCUCUCUGAGUUUGAAGAUUGGAGAAAUGAUGGCUGCAGCUAUGGUGUGGAUAGAAAACGUACGCUCGUUCUUUAUCCAGUUGGCUGACGAAGCGACGCAGGGUGAGUUUGGGAAAAUGAUGAACUCGCUGAUCGAGAGUUGCGAUAAGUCAACUUUGGCAUAUCAACCUGAGGUUGGCGAAUACAUAGGGGUGUUUUACUUUGACGGGCAGCAUUCUUCUUGGUACAGGGCUGAGGUCGUGGAAUUGAUUGGUCAGGACAGAGUCAAGGUGCUUUUCAUUGAUUAUGGUAACGUGGACGUGGUAUCGGUUAAGGAUGUUCGGAAGUUAGAACGCAAGGUGUUAGGGCUUGGAAGAAUGGCAAUUCAUUGCGGAUUAAUAGGUGAGGGGGAAGAAAGCAGGGAAAUGAUGGAAAUGCUGAAAGAGUUUUUAAUGAUAGAGCUGAAAGUUUGUGCCUUUUCUUGCAGCAAUGGGAAGUACGACAUUGAAAUGACGUCCCUAGAGGGCGUUAACAUCGGCCAGAAAAUUGGACUGAAAGUACAGGCUAUUGAGAAACAUUCUACUCAGAUCGUCGAUAAUCUUCCGAAAGCGAACACUUUGACAGCAUCAUAUGACAGUCUUCCAAGAAAGGUGGCCUCUCCGCCAAAAGGCGAGAGAAAGGCGUUCUUUACACAGACCCUCAACAAGAAUCAACCCCAGAGUCAAGAGCUUAGGGUGGUCAUCACGUCCAUUGUGCGGCCAAGCCUGUUUCACUGUCAGGAGUUCACAGAAGACCAAGAACGCUUGAAGGAGCUCGCCUAUCUUAGUGAGCAGAUGAGACUGGAGUGUGAGCACAGUGUAACCGGGGGCGACAACCGGACUUUUGAAGUGGGUGAACUGUGCUGCGCGAGGUUCCCAGUGGAGGGUGGCGACUGGUACCGUGCGACCGUUCUGGAAGUGUUCCCAGACAAGACGGUGAAAGUUGAGUACAUUGACUUUGGCAACAUAGCGGACGUGCCUGUCUCACAGCUGUGCCCUGCCACGGAGGAGUACACACACCUGCCAGUCCAGGCCUUCAGAUGUACCUUGCAUGGGGUCACCCCUGUGGGCAAGUCGUGGUCUGAACAAGCCAUGCUGGAGAUGAUGAAGUUCCAGGACAAGCCCCUCAAGGCCAAGGUCAUCACCAGGGACAACAAUGUGUACGACCUUGACAUUGCAGACGAUGAUGGCAACGACCUUGCUGAGGUCUUGAAGGUAGCUGGGCUGGCGAAGUCGGUGGAAGAUUCAAGUGGUUUAAGUGAAGUUGAGAGGAUGCGUCGAGAGAAUGAAAUACUCAAACAGCAACUAGAGUUGGCUCAAAAACAGAUGGCAUCUCUAAAGAAGCACACAUGAAGGAACAAGCAUCAGUGGAUAAUCUGUUUGUAUAUUUGUUUGAAGUAGAUUGGUUUUGUGAUGUUUUGGCAGAGGUGUCCAAAUUGGACAGACCUACUUGACUUGUAGUCAAAACUUUUUGUGAGCUUUUGUGAUCACUUUUUGAAAUGCUGUCCUGUUAGCGCAAUGGUUUGUACUAGCGCUUCUGAUGGACACGUUAAUUCGUAGAUUUUGCACACAUCAAUUUCCGAUACGUUUGUAUUAAAUUUAUGGAUCAGUUACAGUAAUGCUAUGAAAUAAACAAACGUUAAUGUCACAUGAAUAAUUAUGAUUUGACAGUAUUUUCCCAAAAUUGCAAAUGUAAAAACGUAUGCCCGUCGUAUAUAUUUCCGCAAUUUAUUAUGUACUUUUUUGCUGUUUAGUACUUAGUUUUAUUUGUGUAAAUAAUGUGGCUUUGUUAGCUUUUUACAUGUUAUUAAAAACUAGUUAAGUGUUUUUCUUAUUUUUUAUAGCUCACCUGAGCACUGUUUGCUGAUCGCCUUUUGCCUGUUGUCCGUCGUGCGUCAUGAAUAUUUACUUUGUUAACACUCUAGUGGCCACAUUUAUUUUCCAAUCUUUAUGAAACCUUUCAGAACCUGUGUCUCACUGAUAUUGUGGAAUUAUUCGAAAAUGGUUCUGGUUUGUUGAAAAACAUGACUUCCAAGGGGCUUGACAUUUUUCCUUUAAUGGCUAUGUUAAAACCAUGUUAAAACUAUUGAAGUCACAUUUUUAUUUUUUGUUGGAAAAUGAUAAUUGUUCAUUGAAAAACAUGGUCGCAAGGGGAGAGGCAUUUUUCCUUAAAUGGAUAUAAUAGGACCUUGUUAACUCUCUAGAAGUCACAUUUUUAGAGAAAUUUAGGUUAAAAAACAUGUUAAUUUAAAGUCACUUUUUGUCCAAUUUAAUGAAUCAGCUCCCGCUUUUUCACAAUAGUCUAGUUCCUUUGUGUUUCAGGUGAGUGCCUGAGGGCCCAUAGCCCUCUUGUUGUUUGUUUUGUUAUUUGAUCAUGUUGUUAAUGAACUCCAUUGAAUUAUUUUUUUCAAGUUAUUGUAUGGUCAUGUGAUCAUGUUGUUAACAAAUAUCAUUCUGUUAGAUCGUAUUUGGUUUUUAGAAUUUUUUGCCAUUUUGCUGAUCUUUUUGUUGGACAUGUUUCUUAGGAAAGCGUACUGUUUUUUAAAUGAUCUAGACUUGAUGUCUGUGGGUGUUAAUCAUCCUGAAAACAGGUUGUAAAAGGAUUGGUUGACGUUGUGUGGCUAUUAAUUUUGUGCACUCUUGAGUUUUUUUUUGUUUGACUUCCCCAGAAGGGUUAAUUAUUGUUUGUAAUGUUCUUGUUUAAAGUGCUCCAUAAAAGACGGGAAGAACCAA